Colletotrichum costaricense is the source of this 522-nucleotide messenger RNA. RefSeq lists its product as uncharacterized. The record is from RefSeq and is a predicted model, not a curated record. Bases 1 to 522 code for a protein of 173 amino acids. The transcript is spliced from 3 exons. Lineage: Eukaryota; Fungi; Ascomycota; Sordariomycetes; Glomerellales; Glomerellaceae.
AUGAUUAGAGAAUAUCCGUCCAAGAUAUCAGAGGCUGGUCCAUCUACCACGAUGCGGGAUAGCUUGUUCACGUACCCCGUCGGGGUCAAACUUCUGAGCAGUCUCAUCAACGAAGUAGUCCUUCGUGCUCUGAAGAGCUCCGUCGUUGCUAUGGCGGAGUCGAUGCUCGCAGCAUAUGGUGCUGCACAGCUGAUCGUGGGCAAUUUCUUCGAACAGAGGGGAGCGAAUGAGACGAUCGAAGAAUUUGUAAUCAGGGAAAAGGUCUAUUUGGUUGCAAUUGCCGUGUUCAACGCCCUGGUCAUUCUCGCAGUUGUUCGGGAGGCACUAAUCACAGCCUCUUUCCGAGGCAGCGUGCUUUCCAAAUAUUCGGAGGCAGACGGCGAGGGCCGCGUGGUCCCAAAAGGUUUUCAGAAGGGGCCUCAUUUUUGCUACUCGCCUGUAGCGGAGUCCGAAAAGAACGAGGAAAGAUACAUAAGUAUAGUGUCGUAUAGUCACCAUAUGGGCAUCGACGCGCGUGAAUGA